AUGCACAAAAGGGAAAGAUGUUCGACGAAGCUGUAUCAAGUGGAGAAGAAUGAGAAGGCCUGGAUUGGGAAUCUGAAAGUUAAAUCACUAAGACGGGUUCCCUCUCUCCACGAAAGUUUACCUGCGCCUGCUAUACUUGGACUUGGUGAACGAGUUUGUGUCCAGGUGUUAAAUGGUGUUGAAAACUUCAGAAGGUGGCGUUUACUUAUCUUCACCUUGCUGUUCUCUCUAUCAUCCUCGAAAAACCAUGGUGCACCAAUGGGUCCACAUAAACACUGUGAUGAUGGAGAGUCAGAUAUCUCAAUAGACUGGGACCCCGAAUCAACUACGGAAUACACCUGUACUGGGGAUCGUGUUGAACCCGAUCUGAAUUAUGUACCCUCUGAAGAAUGUGAUAAAGAUCCUGAAGCGGCGUUCCACGAAUGUUAUCCACGUAGAAUAACUUAUAAUGGUAUACCAACCAGCGGCAUGCAUCGUCCCGUGUGGGCUGCAUAUGGUGAAUACAAAUACUGCCCUCCUCAACGUUGGUUGCAUAACUUAGAGCAUUCGGCUAUUGUGAUGCUAUACCAUCCUUGUGUCAACGAAACUGAAGCAAAUCCAUUGAAAAAGUUACUGAGUCGAUGUGUCAGGCGUCAUUUAAUAACUCCAUCCAAACUUCUGAACAUAUCAAGGCCAUUUGCCUUGUUGACUUGGGGAUGUAAACUGAUCAUGUCGACUGUAAAUUUGACACUUGCUGAAAAAUACAUUAGGGAUCAUGCUCGGGAUGGACCAGAACUUAAAACAUAUAGUAGUGGCCGAUACAAUGUAGGAUUGAUAAAUUCAGCCAGCACACCGAGAGGUUCCGACUAUCACGAUUCCCUCAUAUGUCCCAAGGCAGGAAAGGAAUACCAAGAAUAUAAAGAAAAGGAAAAGAAAACUGUGAGGAAUAGACGAGCAAUUCAGAAACGAUUGGACGAAACAGCCUUCAUGGCAGAGGCUUUGUUAGAAGAAGCUGAAAAUAAAGCCUACCUAGUUACAAGAUGAACCUGAAUUUGUAAAAUAAAAUAUUGAGGGCG
This is a messenger RNA of Lottia gigantea (owl limpet), 1055 nucleotides long. RefSeq lists its product as hypothetical. Lineage: Eukaryota; Metazoa; Mollusca; Gastropoda; Lottiidae. The transcript is spliced from 9 exons. Bases 1 to 1023 code for a protein of 340 amino acids. The record is from RefSeq and is a predicted model, not a curated record. Gene Ontology annotation, cellular component: cytoplasm.